This is a messenger RNA of Penicillium subrubescens, 588 nucleotides long. RefSeq lists its product as uncharacterized. The record is from RefSeq and is a predicted model, not a curated record. The coding region runs from base 1 to 588 and encodes 195 amino acids. NCBI's taxonomy places the organism in Eukaryota, Fungi, Ascomycota, Eurotiomycetes, Eurotiales, Aspergillaceae. The transcript has 3 exons.
AUGCUACCCUCCGUUGUCCUCAUGUCCGCACUGGCAGCCACUGCCUUCGGCGCCAACACCACCUACACAUACACUUUCCCCGCAGGGUUCAACAUUGGCCUGGUGAAGCAGGAUCAGCUGAACUCCUGGUGCCAGGGACAGCGCAAUGAGUGUCCCUCCAUUUGCAAGGGCUCGACCAAGCAAAACACUUGCGAACCCAGCACAUUGAAGUUCAACUGCGUUUGCGCUGACGGCAGCGUCCCCGAUGUCUCCCCAUACGUCGAGACUGUUCCCUUCUACGUCUGCGAGGAGACCUAUGGCCAGUGCAUCAACUCUCACCCCAACGACGCCGAGGGCCAGCGCGCUUGCAAGGCUGCUGCCACUUGCGGUAGUAAGAAUGCCACCGCCGAGGAUACCACGAGCUCGACCACGACCGCGGCGUCCACCACUCUGGCCAUGACCACUUCCACUGGCUCCAGCUCUAGCCAGACCACCUCGGUCGCCGCCGCUGCAGCCACUACCACCAACGCCGCCGUCUCUGGUUUGGAGGGUUACUCGACUGGUCUCAUGGCUGGUGCCAUGUUCCUCGCUGCGCGUCUGUUCCUGUAG